Molecule: messenger RNA, 2035 nt
Organism: Malaya genurostris
Lineage: Eukaryota; Metazoa; Arthropoda; Insecta; Diptera; Culicidae
Product: zinc finger protein 287-like
Exons: 3
Coding region: 76-1758 (560 amino acids)
Biological process (GO): regulation of transcription by RNA polymerase II
Cellular component (GO): nucleus
Molecular function (GO): DNA-binding transcription factor activity; RNA polymerase II cis-regulatory region sequence-specific DNA binding; zinc ion binding
Source: RefSeq, a predicted model, not a curated record
UCUUCGGUGCAAAAGUGAAGAAGAAGAAGAACUGAUCGAUCUUGUGCAUUUGAGCGAAAUAUCAAUUUAUUUACAAUGAGUUUUAUUAAUUGUUGCCGGCUUUGCUUGGAAGAUUUGUCUUGUGAUGAUAAAGUACCUGGUGUGAGCGAGUCUAGUGUAAACGAUCAAUUGUUAAGGACUUUAAUUGAAGAGUGCUUCAGUGUUUUGAUUACUGACAACGAAACUGUAACCAAAAUUUGUAGUAAUUGCUAUGAAGACGUACAGUAUGUUCACAAGGUUCGAAAACGAGUUCAAGAUACAGAUAAUGCCAUUAAACAAUACUAUUCCCAACUGAAUAUAAAACAUGAUAUUGAAUAUUUGGAUCUCAAUGACGAUGAAACAAACAGGUCGGAAAUUUCCCUUCAUGACAAGGAAAUUAGAGAAAUUUAUACUGAAAAUGAUAUUCAAGAUCCGUCGAACACAAACUGCGGAUUUUUUACAACGAAGAAAAAUUCUCAAGAAAUGAUCGAUGACAAAUCUUUGAAAACAGAAAUAAUAAAUUGUGGAAUUAAUGGCGAACCAUCACUACGAAACACUACAACGAAAAGGCAAACAAAAAGUAAAACUAAAGUGAAAAGCACUAGUUUCAUCUGUUAUAUUUGCACCACACACUUUGACACACUGGGGGACCUGGAUGAACAUUUACCAUCACAUGUUGGAUCUGUAUCUUCAAUUUGUAGUUUUUGUCAGUUGGAACUGACAACCGUGCGUCAUUUGAACAUGCAUCUCCGAAUAACACACUAUAGAAAAGGUAAACGGAUCCCUUGCGAAGAGUGCAAGCAAAAUGGACUAGCUCGAGAGUUUUCCUCAACAUAUAAGUUAGAAGAUCACGUUAGAAGAGUGCAUCAAGGUAUCAAAGAUAUUCCUGAGCUCAAAUUUGUAUGUACAUACUGUGGUAAAAAGUUCAGCCGAUCAUUUCAUUUAAAACUACAUGAGAACACUCAUACAAAAUCAAUUAUGUUCCAAUGUAAGUUUUGUAAAUUUAAAACAACGUCAAGAUCUGGUUUACUAAGGCAUGAACGCAUCCAUACUUCAGAAAAACCUUUCAAAUGUGAUCUAUGUGAUGCCCGUUUUACACAAUCUAAUGCACUUCAACUACACAAAAAUGGUCGUCAUAGUAAGGAAAGGCCGUUUGUGUGCGAACUUUGUGAUGGAAAUGUAAGAUUUAAAACAAAAUACUCACUUCAAUCACACAUGCGAAUUCAUGAAAAAUCAGGUAGAGUACAACGAGGUCCAAAAGCUGGUCCAAUCGAGAAGCCCACGGCAGAACCUCAUCUGAAAUGUGAGUUUUGUCCUGCAGUAUACUACAAAGAACGAUUUCUAUGUAGGCAUAUACUGGAGAAACAUCCGACAGAAAAUAUACCCAUGAUAGCUUGUGAACUUUGCUUGGAGGUUAAUAAGAAAGUAUAUUUCAUAACUCAAGCCGAGAAAGAAUUGCAUCUAAUCUAUCACACAAAGAUGAGCAAAGGACUUAGAAGAGAACGUUCUUGCAUUGACUGUGGAGCAGUUUACCAAACUUCGGAUGCAAUGGCUAAACAUCGUCAGUCACAUGUUAAGCACGAAUGUAUGGAGUGUGGGAAAACAUACAAAGGACGGGCUGGAUUGCGAUUGCACUAUUUGUCAGUGCAUUAUGAAUCUCGACCAUAUAAGUGUAAUCAGUGUGAUGCAGCGUAUAGUCAAUUUACUCAGCUAUCCUCGCAUAUGAAAAGUCAUCGUUAGAACGGAAUAACAAUAAAAUUUUUGCAUUUAUAAUAACGAUAUGCUAUACUAUGCUAUGUGAAAACCGACAUUUGAACCGAAGCCCUUGGAGGACGAGUGUCAUUUACUAUUUGAAUCAGUUCACAAAAUGUCUGUCUGUGUAUGUAAUAUUUUUGUGCAUUGAGCAUUGCAUUUUGUGCAUUUCUUGCAUAUUGCUUAAGCUCUAAGAUCCCUAGGGGUACUUCAAGUAUUUUUUUUAUAGAAAAGAGCAUGUAAAGAGCAGCAAUUUCUCUAGGUU